Messenger RNA from Drosophila busckii, 2454 nucleotides. RefSeq lists its product as uncharacterized. The coding region runs from base 1 to 2187 and encodes 728 amino acids. The transcript is spliced from 4 exons. The record is from RefSeq and is a predicted model, not a curated record. NCBI's taxonomy places the organism in Eukaryota, Metazoa, Arthropoda, Insecta, Diptera, Drosophilidae.
AUGCUGCCAUGGGUGUUGCUGGCGUCGCUCAUGCUCCAAUUGGCAAUUGUUGCGGGCGCGCAGGCCGAGGCCGAAAAUGUUAGUACUGAGAGCAACGAGAUUAUACCCCGGGAGGCCAUACAGAAGCUGGACUAUUCGGUGCGACAAGCCCUGCUUCGUGCUAUUGAUAAGCUGGAGCGCGAGGAGGCCACCUACGCUGACACAACGACAGCGUCAAGCACAACACAGGCUUCGCCAGCUAAGGAGCGUGAGGAGAUUCUGGAGGAGAGCACCAAUGCAGCCGAUGCUGUGGUGCCUACAGUGCAAUUCUACACGGCCACCUUUGAUGAGCGCAAUGCGCACGAGCAGCUGCUCUCCUCGUUCAUUGAUCGCUCCAAGCUGUGGAAGAAGUCCGCGCUUCUGAAGUCCAGCGAGGACAGGGAAGGUGUUGCGGAUUCGACGCAAUUGACAAGCAGCGUGGACAGCAAUGAGAUUGGACACGAUGGCAGCGAUGAGAUCAAGUUCGAAAUACGCAAUGCCAAAAAGGAGGUGACCACCACGACAUCGACGACAACGACAACAACAACCACAACGCCGCAGCCACGCACCACACGGCGUCGUACUACGAGCACAACAACAACCACAACGACAACCACACCGCGACCCACGCAUAAUGAGGAUGGCGAGAACAUAGAGCUGGUGGAUAAGCAGGAUAUACGUAUACAGGAGGCACCCUUAGUCACCGCAUUCACAGUCGACUUGGAUGAGCGUGGCACAGCGCAAAAAUUUCGUCCUUUGCUACAGCAAACGCCCAGCUAUCAGCAACAGUUGCCACUAGCGCAGCCGCCUCCGCCUCCGACGCAGCCGCAUGUUGGACCCACCAUUACUAAGCUGAACGUGCUAGAAUCUGAGCUGGCCGCAGCGCCACCACUGUCAACACAAAGUCCUGCCACCACAACCCAAAUAAGCCCCAGUCUCAAUGUAUUCUCCACAACUCCCGCAUUUACCAGCAGCAGCAGCAACAGCGGCAGUCCCGCCAGCAGCUACAUUAAGGAGCCGCUGACCAGCCCCAUUCUAGCCGCAGCAGUGCCACCCAAUGUAAAUAGCUACAUUAUUGAACGCCAACGCGCCCUCGAGCAGCAAAUCUAUCAGUUAAAGCUGCAGGCUCAGCAGCAACAGGCGUUGAUCUUGCGCCAGCUGCAACUGCUUGAGGAGCAGAGCCAAAGUCGCUACCAGGGCACACCCAUUGCGCAACCAAGCACAUUACAGCCACAGCAGCAGCAACAACAACAGCAACAGCAACAGCAGCUGCAACAUGCAUCACUGGAGGCAAUACAAACGUUGCAGCCACCUUCGCCUGGUUACUCCAUCAGACCUUCGGUUGAAUUUAUACCUAGCACACAUACCAAGACCAUUAUCUAUCCGACAUAUCCAAUUGAGCAGCAAUUGCCGCUGCGCGAUGCCGUUGCGGCUCAUAAAUUUGCUCUGCACGGCAGCAGCAACAACAACAACAACUAUCAAAAAUUGCCAACAACAGCAACAACAACGAAUGCAGUGCAACAAAUUUUCCAAAAUUUGCAACAAAAUCUCAACAACAAUAAUAAUCAUUUACAGUUACAAGCUACAAAUCAGUUCAACUUUGCGCCCGCGGAGGCAUCGCUCUUGCAAGCCCUGCCCCAGAAUAAUUAUCAACAAUUUCAGCAACAAUUGCCACAGCAGCAUCAACAACAGUUGCUUUUACCCAGCUACGUUAGCAAUGCUUUGUACCAGCACCAGCAGCAACAGCAACAGCAACAGCAACAACAACAACAACAACAACAACAACAACAACAACAACAACAACAACAGCCACAUAGGGCGCGCCUUUAUCGCCAAGAAUCGGGCGUUGGCAAUUUUGGAUUGAACAAUAUCAAUGUUGAGAUACAGCCGAGCAGCUCAUUUGCUACCACAAUUGUUAGCCAGCAAAAUAAUCUGGACAAUCAAAAUUUCUAUCGACAACACUUGACGCCCGAGAUCAGCAAUCAAUUGCAGCAAAAUGCGCAACAAUAUCGCUUGCAGCAACAGCAGCUUUUGCAGCAGCAACAGUUGAAAACAGCAGCGGAUGCUGGCAAUAGCAAUAUCAAUGGGACGCCCAACGUAAGCUCAGCUCUCAACCAUGGCAUACCGCAAUUUGCAUCACAAAACCUGCACUACAAUGGCGCAUUCUGAGCCCCCAACAGCACAGCACCAGCCCCUCCUUCACUACCAACUACGUCCCAACUCCUGCACCUCAAACUUCUUAGCACCAGCUAGCACCUUUGAUAUCCCAGCCCAGAUGUCGACCACCACUCGAGUUAAUUAAGUCUCUUUCGCAACUACAUUGUAAAUACGCACUUUAAGGCAUAAGCAUACCACAUAAAGAUAAUAGCCUUAAACGCAACAAGGAUAACACACGAAGGAUGUGCGAGUACGAGACGAUUUAAUGUAGUGCUUGUA